Messenger RNA from Aegilops tauschii subsp. strangulata, 441 nucleotides. The record is from RefSeq and is a predicted model, not a curated record. Lineage: Eukaryota; Viridiplantae; Streptophyta; Magnoliopsida; Poales; Poaceae.
AUGACAGGCACUACCAAGGUCGCAGUGGUUUUUGCCAUUGUUCUUGUUUUUCUGCAGGCGACAUGCUCCGUUUCUGGGCGGCCCACUGUUAGGGAAGGCAAGUUUGAACUUCGACAGAACGUCCCGGCGACGAUGACGGUGAACGGCUUCCAGCAAGGUGAGCCGGGCGGCGGGCCGGCGUCGUGCGAUGGUCAGUUCCACAGCGACGACGACUUCGUGGUGUCGCUGUCGUCGGAGUGGUACGCCGACGGGGCCCGGUGCGGCAAGUUGAUCCGCAUCGCCGACGACGCCAACCUUCACAUAAGCGCCAGGGUCGUCGACGAGUGCGCCGGCUGCGACAACGAGGUCGGCGCGUCGAUACAUAUCUGGAAGAACUUCAAUCUAGACCCAGUGUCGGCCAGCGUUGGUACUCUUUGCCCGGCCGUCUUCGGAGCAGAGUAG